Messenger RNA from Pyricularia pennisetigena, 903 nucleotides. RefSeq lists its product as uncharacterized. The transcript is spliced from 2 exons. Gene Ontology annotation, molecular function: GTPase activity. NCBI's taxonomy places the organism in Eukaryota, Fungi, Ascomycota, Sordariomycetes, Magnaporthales, Pyriculariaceae. Bases 1 to 903 code for a protein of 300 amino acids. The record is from RefSeq and is a predicted model, not a curated record.
AUGAGCAAAUUUGGAGUUAUGGUCAUGGGACCCGCCGGGGCUGGCAAGUCCACGUUUUGCGCAUCUCUAAUCACCCACCUCCGUAUGAACCGUAGAUCUUCAUUCUACGUCAACCUUGACCCAGCAGCGGAAUCCUUCGAGCACACACCAGACCUGGAUAUCAAAGACCUAAUUUCACUCGAAGAUGUCAUGGAGGAGAUGGGCCUGGGCCCAAACGGCGGGUUGAUAUAUUGCUUCGAGUUCCUCAUGGAAAACCUGGACUUCCUGACAGAGGCGCUCGAGUCCCUCACUGAAGAGUAUCUCAUCAUUAUCGACAUGCCCGGCCAGAUUGAGCUGUACACGCACAUCCCCAUCCUCCCGGCCCUUGUCAAAUUCCUCACACAAUCCGGUGCUCUCGACAUAAGGCUAUGCGCCGCCUAUCUCCUCGAGGCCACGUUCGUCGUCGACCGCCCCAAGUUCUUUGCCGGCACGUUGAGCGCCAUGAGUGCUAUGAUAAUGCUCGAGGUGCCACAUAUCAACAUUCUGUCCAAGAUGGAUCUGGUCAAGGGGCAGGUACGCAAAAGGGAUCUCAAGCGAUUCAUCAACCCCGACGUAUCAUUACUGGAUGACGAUCCCGCGAGCAAGGCAAACCAAGCCGCUGUAGGAAACGAGGAUAUCGACGAAGAGGAGAGGCCCCCGCAGGACACAGAUGUAUUGAUGCGCGGCGCGAGUUUCAGGCGGCUGAACAAGGCGGUGGCGAAUCUGAUCGAGCAAUUCAGCAUGGUCAGCUAUUUGAAACUUGACUCCUCCGACGAAGACAGCGUCGGCGCCAUUCUGAGCUACAUUGACGAUUGCAUACAGUUCCACGAGGCCCAGGAGCCUAGGGAACUAAAGGACGAGGAGUUUGAAGAGCCGGAAGAGUAA